CACUCCACAGGGUCAUAGAUGGUUUUUAAUCCUAGCUGCUUGUGUAGAUCUAUAGGACGUUCUGUCCAAACCACAGAAAACAUGAUGAGAACAAAAUUACUUUGUUCUGCAGCUCGAACAAAGUUGACGAGAACAUCGAAUGUACGCCUAAUUCAUCUGCGUUACAUUAGCGCUACUAAGAGAAGGCAAACUAGAGAUUGGGAAGAGUGCCGUCUAAGAGUGAUCAGUGGAAGAGAAACAUCAAACAAUGACCUCGACAUAGUGUGCCAAGAAUUGAGAUCAGCCCGCGCCAUUUUGAGGGAUUAUGGACACAAAUGUGUAAGCAAAUGCUUCCACAACGUAACAACAAAGAAACAUUUCAUACCAUCCUUAGACGUGCUAUAUGCAUUUUGGCUUUUGAGUGAGAAAGGUUCCCAGUCUCUUCAAGGAUACAAUAAUAAUAAUAAUAGCACAGGCUUUGACCUUCCACUCAAAAGAACACAAAAUGUUGCUCAUAAAAAGAAAAUAAAAGUUCUUCAAAACAAAAUUUCCAUUGCUCUGACACGCUACGCUUAUCUGAUAAAUGUCGCUAAGUACAGAAAAGAGGGUCGACCAAUUGUUUACAUUGACGAGGCCUGGUUCAGCCUGUCUGGUCCAGCUGCAAGAAGAGAGAAGACUGGUCCCUUUCGAGAGGACAGCCAUUCACGAUAUGGUAAAUCCUCCCGUUCACAAGCGAGCUAUCCGAAAAUGCUGGUUAUGCACGCAGGAGGAGACAUGGGUUUCAUUUCUGCUACUUUGUCGAUUACAAAAUGUCAAAAAUCGCAGACUCAGAGCUCCGAGUACACUAACUCAGGUCUGAACUCGGAUGUAUUUUUUUCUUGGGUGAACAAGCACCUGCUUCCCAAUAUCCCUAGCAGCUCAAUUAUCGUACUGGACAAUGCGUCUUUCCACGGACUGAAGUCCAAAGUUGAUAUGAAUGAAUCUGACGUUUCAUGUCAAGAAAUAGUGCAUGAAGGAACAGGAAAUCUCUCUUUGCAUUCGAAAAAUGUUCAGUUCGAGGCCUUAAGGGAGAAAUUCGGAUUACCCGCAUCUGUGAGUGCUAUAUUUGGAGACGGACACAGGUUUUUGAGACUUCCGCCUUACCACUCGUUUCUGAACCCCAUAGAGUUGGCGUGGCGUGAUAUGAGACUCUCACUUCUACGUGACGACUUCUGCUGCUGCUUUGAUAAUGAAAAUAAUAUAUCCGAGAAGAUGGAGAAACGUUUGAGAGAAUCAGCCUCUGGUAUAGACCAGGGUCGAUGGAGGGCGUACAUACAACACGUCAUGAAAGCAGAGGACGUGCUACUGCGGAGUGAGAAAUUUAAAUAGUCAGGUGCUAUUAAUCAAACCUGCAUCCAUCUAAGUCCUGAAUUCUAACCACCGUGUCUUUAAUGUGUAUGAAUUAUGCCAUCGUUUCAAUUUAGAUCAGAUAAUACAUAGUUAAUCACUACAAAUAGAAAACAACAAUAAC
Messenger RNA from Aplysia californica (California sea hare), 1489 nucleotides. RefSeq lists its product as uncharacterized. Lineage: Eukaryota; Metazoa; Mollusca; Gastropoda; Aplysiida; Aplysiidae. The coding region runs from base 19 to 1347 and encodes 442 amino acids. The transcript is spliced from 2 exons. Gene Ontology annotation, molecular function: nucleic acid binding. The record is from RefSeq and is a predicted model, not a curated record.